This is a messenger RNA of Orbilia oligospora ATCC 24927, 615 nucleotides long. RefSeq lists its product as uncharacterized. Gene Ontology annotation, cellular component: Golgi apparatus; membrane. Gene Ontology annotation, molecular function: SNAP receptor activity. The coding region runs from base 1 to 615 and encodes 204 amino acids. The transcript has 4 exons. The record is from RefSeq and is a predicted model, not a curated record. Lineage: Eukaryota; Fungi; Ascomycota; Orbiliomycetes; Orbiliales; Orbiliaceae. Gene Ontology annotation, biological process: endoplasmic reticulum to Golgi vesicle-mediated transport.
AUGUCCACCAGUGCCGCAGCAACCACUGCCGUCUAUCAUAUCGCUAUAUAUGAUACUAGCGAGAAGCCGGCCAAGAAGCUCAUCUCCGAAAGUAACCUUGAGAGUUUUGGUUAUUUCACCCGUAGCAACGUCGACCAAUUUAUGACCUUCACCGCUGGGACCAUAGCUGAACGAACAGCAAUUAAUGUCAGGCAAAGUGUUCAGGAGCAGUCAUAUAUGGUCCAUGCCUAUACCCGCCCUGAGAACUGCACGGGUAUAGUAAUCACCAAUGCCGAAUACCCCCGUCGAAUCCCCCACGAACUCCUGAACCGUCUUCUCGAUGAAUUCAUCACCAAACACCCCCGCACUACCUGGGCUCCCAAUAAAACCUACGAUCUUCCACAACUUAAAGAAUAUUUAGUAAAAUACCAAGAACCAUCUCAAGCCGAUAAUAUUUCAAAAAUUCAACGAGAGUUGGACGAGACUAAGAUUGUGCUGCAUAAGACUAUUGAGAGCGUUCUCGAUAGAGGGGAGAAAUUGGAUACCUUGGUUCAGAGAAGCGAUAACUUGAGUAAUGCUAGUAAGAUGUUUUAUACCAAUGCGAAGAAGCAGAACAGUUGCUGCGUGGUGAUGUGA